Molecule: messenger RNA, 168 nt
Organism: Cladophialophora yegresii CBS 114405
Lineage: Eukaryota; Fungi; Ascomycota; Eurotiomycetes; Chaetothyriales; Herpotrichiellaceae
Product: cytochrome c oxidase subunit VIIc
Exons: 1
Biological process (GO): mitochondrial electron transport, cytochrome c to oxygen
Source: RefSeq, a predicted model, not a curated record
CUCCUCCGCGCCAGAAUGGCAACCAGACUCAUGGCUCGUCGCGGCUUCACCUCCACCACACGCCGAAUGGACGCUUUCAGCCCCUACCACUACCCUGAGGGUCCCUACACCAACUUGCCAUUCAAUCCCAAGACGAGGUUCUUCUGGCUGAGAUACUGGCUCUUCAUG